Pipra filicauda (Wire-tailed manakin) is the source of this 11821-nucleotide messenger RNA. RefSeq names its product MAX dimerization protein 4 (gene MXD4). Gene Ontology annotation, biological process: regulation of transcription by RNA polymerase II. Lineage: Eukaryota; Metazoa; Chordata; Aves; Passeriformes; Pipridae. Gene Ontology annotation, molecular function: protein dimerization activity; RNA polymerase II cis-regulatory region sequence-specific DNA binding; DNA-binding transcription factor activity, RNA polymerase II-specific. The coding region runs from base 5795 to 6637 and encodes 280 amino acids. The transcript has 5 exons. The record is from RefSeq and is a predicted model, not a curated record.
UUGUUUAGCGAAGUCUAUAAAAAACUGGACCCGCAGAACUGAAGAUUUAAUUCUGUGCUUUUGCUGAAAUGUCCCAUGUUUCUGGGUCUGACUGAUCUAUGGAAUUAAAGAAAUUGAAAGGUUUAAAACUUUGCAUUGAAAUGCUGUUCUUUCCUCACCAUUUCCCCAUUUCUAGAGAAUCAGCAAGUGUCUGGACCUGUGGCUUUUCCUGCACUACCUGCUGCAAUAACUACUAUAAAUACUUCUGCACUGAACUGCUGUCUUUCCAGUGCACAUAGCAACUCACCUCAUUAUGCACUCCCAACAAUAGUAUCUUCCCACCUAGACUGCUGGUUUGGAAAGGAGGGGUAUAUUAAGCAGAUGAAGCUUGGAAGUUAAUCUGCUCAGGAAGUUAUAUUCCAGGUGUCAGAGAUGUGCACAUCCUCAUGCUUUGGAUAAAGCUUCUAUUUGGCAGUGCAAAAUGGGACCAAAAUAAUACAGCCUUGACUCAAUUGUAAUGUCCUUUUUCCUGCUGAAGUUGGCUUUGAACUGUGGAGCCCAAGUGCAGUCCUGGGUCUGGGCUCCAGAAAGCUGUGUGCUUCCUGGCCAGCCCAGCAGCCAGCAGAGAGCAGAUGGGCGAGGAACCAAGUGCAUGCGUUUUUUUCCACUUGAAUUUGUUCAUGCCUCUCUCCAAACAUAAGUCCACAGUGUGUCAGCCUCUAAUGGACUAUGUGAAAGGUGGUUUAUGUUUUCAGCAUCUGCUAAUUGACCUGGCCAGUUCUUACCCAGCAUGGUAGAGAGAGUGGGCUGGUCUCAUAUGAAGAGGAGAUGGGUGGGCCGGAAUUCCAGCUGCUUUCAGGAUUCCACAGACAACAGCGAGGUGCUGAUUCCCUGCAAAUAAGGGAAGAGAAGCCUGAUGGUGACUGCUGUCUUGAUUGGAGGAGAAAAAAAAUUUGUUGAAUUAGGUAUUAAAAAAAAUUAUUUUUUUUUUUAAGCUUGCUCAGCUACAUUUGGGCAAGUGAGCUGGAACUUGAUUUUUUUUGUAAAGGUAUUUAGGCAGCUAAUGGGCUUUAAGAAGUUGGCCUCUCAAAUGAGUCUUACGUAAUGCCAUGGGAAUCUUUGGCUGCAUCCCAACCGGUCAAGUCUGUGGAAGCCCACAGACCAAAACUGGGUAUACGGAAGUGGCACCUGCUGUGGUUUGAGGAAGUGGCAAAUGCACCUGCAAGCCAGCAGUGCAGCUCCAGCUCUUUACGGCAAGGUUGGCUCUGCACUCAGGAUUUACACCAAAUCUGCAGGAGGCUGGAUUACUUUCUUCCAAGUAUGUCAUGAGCAGUGAUGUCACAGUGUCCCUGGCUGGAGCAGACAAAAAGGGAUCAACCUAAGCUGGAGGAAGUGGCUGUAUUCUGUGGGUUGGUUGUCCUGUCUCUUCCUCUCCCUGCCUCCAUGCUGCAUUGGCAUCUCUAGCUCUAUUUUUAGCACUCCUUUCCCUGGAGGGCCUAUGCUGUUUGAGUAUUGGAUAUGCCAUGGCCUGGUCCCAAAUUCAAAAUGUCUCUUUCUGGAUGGAACAGUGUGUACUUCCCUGUUGCAGCUCAUGCCCCUUUCCUCUCAUGGUCUCUGUCAGCAGACACUUGUGCUUAGAUUUACCGCACAGAAUUCCUUUGCAGGUCAAGUAGUUUUUAAUCUGUGUUUUUUCCCCUUGGUACACAUGAUGGUUUAACAUGUGGCAGGCUGUGGGCCUGACUCUGCCUCACACCCAGGGGAUUUCAGUAGGAGCUGUGCCUGCAGCCUGAACCCUACAUCACAUCCGGGCAGCUGCAGAGGAUGCAGUCAAGGUUCCAGAAAGUUACUGAGCAUGAACAUUUAGCCAGCAGAUCAUAUAUGUGAAAAAGCAUAAUGCUGUUCCUUCACAGAAGUUUAAUUUGAGCCUUUUUUUGGAAAAACAAAAUAAACCCAUCCCCCCUGCCACCUCCAUGCACGGGAUCCAGUUAAAACUGACUGUUCUUGUCCUAAAGAACUGUGCAAACUACAAGAAUGGAUAAGAUACUCCUUCUAUCUGCCCCUCCCUAUUUUUGGAAGGAGAGAGUUGUUUUGGGACUUCAUAGAGUGCUGUGUUUUGAGAUGGAAAUGCAUAUGCCGAGCUAUGUACACACCCUGCUAAACUAGAGCAGGGUGACAGGACUUGUCAAAGGAUGUCAAGUGGCUAAAAUGAUUGUUUAAUUCUAGUUUAUGUUGUACAAUUUUUUUUCUAUACAGAUUAGUGUAACUAACUGUGUAGUGUGUGGAGGUUGGCACAGCUGACACAGAAUAGAUGUGGGCUUGGAUGUAGGUACAUGAGGUCACAUCGCAAUGCUUCUGACUUGAACAACUAACAACUCUAGUUACAGGCUACAUGCCCUACAUUAAGCAAGCCUAUAUUAGAUUCUACCUUAUAGUGAGAAAGCAGAAGAUUUGAGUAACAGUCAAAGACUACAUCUGACCAUGGUAAAACGUUUCUAAAAAGCUGGAGGACUAGUGGUGAGUCCUCUUUUCCCAAAUGCCGCCUUGGGAUUAAUGCCUGACAAAUUUAUCUGCUUUUCUUUCCUUGAUGGUUCAAUUUAGGCAAGUAAGUGAAGAUACAAGGUGCUAAGUAAGGGACCUGCCUGGCAUGUAAUUGCUGCCAGGACUCAGCAGCUCCUAUUGAAGUGAGGAAUACCAUCACUGUUUGCAAAUACCGGCUGCACAGACACUCUGUGUCUUACAUAGCACAUUAGCUGGUAUUUACAAAACAUAAAGGUAGCAAACCCUGUAAUUCCCCCAAGAAAGCUGACUUAAUCCCGAUUGGUAGGUGUUGUUGUGUUGACUGCUGCAAUGAACAGCAUGGGUGGAGCAAGUAAUUUCUGCUAGGGAAAUUUGGGAGCUUGUUGUGUGUGUUUGGCUAGAAGCAGUUAUUGGGUGUAGGUGCUAAGAGGUGUUUAAAAUAGACUGCUGGGUGCCUUGGUUCCCACUGCCUGACUUUACAUACUCACAUGACGAGUGGGUCCAAACUUCCGGCUCUUUCUUCCAUUGCCAGAUAGUCUCAGGACACUGCACUUAAGAAAUCUGGGCUGAGUUUUGUGGGAAAGAAGAAGGAGGAAAGGGAGAAGAGUUUUGAAAAGCUGUUCCAUACCUUAGCAUCCCCAAAUGGAUCAUUUUCAGAUUCUAAUCAACUGCACCCUGUCUGACUCGGGGACCACCAGCUUUGUACAGUUCAGUGGAAAGGGAAAUAGGAUGGAAAUUAAAUUAUAAACAAGGCACUAUCUGUGCUGUGGCAAGCUAUAUCUAAACUUUGGGGCAGGACUGUCAGAUAUCUGCAAGUGACCACUGUCCCAUGAUGCUGUAUUUUGUUGCUCUUUGGCAGGGGGAAGUAAAUGUUGCUCAUCUUUCAAUUCAUCUGAAAGUAAGAAUACCCAUUGCAGUCUUGGAAGAGACCAUCUUUAAUUACAGUCAGUGCAUUUAAUCCUUCCCCUAAAUUUGUUUAUAUAUACACCUCACUGUCUUCUAUUCAUCUCUAAUUACAAGGUUUAGAUGAGGGAGUUGGAGACAUACAGCAAGACAUUUGGGGACAUGUAUUAUUAAUUACUUCAGUGUGAUUGCUUUUCUUCUCUUCAUUUGGCAUUCUCACUUGGGGUCUGAACCAGCCUUCAGUUGGCUGGAACAGUCACCCUGCUGUUGUCUCAGGGCACCUCAACUGUUUUGCUGGAGCACAUCUCCAGUAUCUACAUUUGUAAAAGACAGCAGUGCCCAACCAUCUCCUUCCUCCCCAAAAGCCACUAAACUUCACUUGUGUGUGCUCAAGCUGCCAUCAUUAGCUGCUCUCUCUAAGAUGGCCACAAAGCUUUGGUGGGCACAUGUACUGAGGAAGUAAUAGCAAAAGCAAAAAUGGAAGUAACACACAGCGCUGAAUAUCUCUUUUUGAUAGUUUCCUGCUCAGAGCUUAAAACUUCCUACCUCUGAGAAUGAGAAAGUGAUUGUUUAGGUGCUGGAGAGAGUUGCCUUAACUCUGAUUAGGUUUUAAAACAGUGGUGUAAAUUGCUGUUGUUUCUUUUGCAGCCUCGUGCACACGGAAAUGUGGAGUCCCUACAGCAUUUGUCAGGCUAGUUAAAUUGGAUGCUUGUAUUUACUUGGUAUUUGGAUAUGGGGGUACAACAGACAAUAAAACCACAGUCACAGGUAUCCAGUGUUGCAGAUAUUAGUGCUUCACACUCGUUUAACUUGAUGCAGGAAAAGGUUGCUUAAUUCUGGCUGUCUGCAAUCCCAAGGCCUUGUGCUCAGUGUGUGACAGCAAUGCAUGUUUUUAAUUUAGCUAAAAUAAUUCAACUUGACUUGCCUCUCCUUUAAUUUGGCAUCAUACAGUGGUGGUGUAAGAAAAAAUAUCUUGAACACAUUUCUCCCCUCAUUUGACAUACGUAUAAAAUAACCAGGUCUAUAGGGAGGCUUAAAAUUAGGCAGAAAAAAGCUCACUAGGCCCAGUACUGUGCUCUCUUGGCUUAGUGCUGUGCUGCAGCUCAACUUCUCUAGGCUUAUUUAAGCAUUGUAGUCUCUCUCCCCCCUCCUUUUUUUUUUUAAGAUCCUUCCUGUUGGCAGCUGUCCUGAGACACGAUGUUCUUGCUUAGCAUUUUGAUGUGGGGAAACAGUUCUGAUAAUUAAAGCCGGUUUCAAGCCAUGAGCUGAUUUGUAAGCAGUGACUUGCUCUGGGGUGUUGUCAGUCGAUAAAACGUGUAGCUUGUGUGUAUAGAGCCAGUCUACACCUUGUGCCUUAAACUCCAUGUGAGAGGGACAGACACGCUCUCAGGAGCCGCUUCUGGAUGAGACAGACUGCAUCCUCUUCAACCACCUGUUGGUGAAUGGUUAAUUUGUGGAAAAUUAUCAUUAUCAUCCUUUUCCCCUCUGUGUGUUAACCUGGUGCAAACCUGUUGUUGUUACGCAGCUUUUCCUUGUUUAAAUAAAUGCAGUUCUCUUUGACCCACUCUGCAGUCCUCAACAAAUUCCUUGCAAGAGUACUGUGAAAGGUGGCAAAUGCAAACACACCUGUAGCAGAACUGCAGACCCACAGUGUGGGUUUGGAUGUGCUGUGGAAAUUUGCUUUGUGGUGUUCCACUGCCAGCAAGGGCCAAAGCGUUACUGCUCUCAUGUAAAUGGUUGCAAGUCCUAAUCCACUCUUGGGGUUUCUGUGGGCAGCGGGUGUAAGUACGUGUGUGCCUCCAUGUAACUUCAAGUGGGAAUUAGAACUGCUUGAUCCUGUAGUGGCAUGAUCUUGUGAUGGCACUUUCCUUAUCUAAUUGGGUCUGACACUAUUCUGAGGUAGCAGACAAACUUGAGUCUCCCUGCAGUGUAAUCUAAGAAACUUGAGUGCCAGUAAGACAGAUGGGUUUGAGAGGUCUAAUUUAGGAGGACUACUAAAUUGCAGUGUGUGCAUUUCAAUGUGCGAAACAAAUGGGCUGGCUGAAUGAAGUAUUAAAUAAGUUUAUUAAAAGCAUGGCUGAUUAGUUUUUUGUGGACUCUGUUUUCAGUGUGUACAAAGGUAUUUCCAUCACUUGUGUAUUUCCCCACAAGGCACUGUUGUUCAUCUGCCUGGAUUAGGUAGGUACUGUGUGACACUGAGCUCGUGGUACUAGGUGACACCUCCCUCACUGUUGCUUAAAAGCAUUUGAGAGGUAAAUGUUAAAGGCAGUCAUUAGGUAACGGGGCCAAAAAUAGAAGACACCUGAAAAAGAAAUUCCUUUUCUGUAGCUCUAAGAAUUGUUCGUAUUUGCCUGACAUUGACUUUGAAGGUUUAAAAUACAGAAAAUUGUUCUUUAUGGAUGAGCACAACCUAAAGGCUGAAAUGCUAAAAUAUAGGUUGGAAUCUCUUUUUUUUUUUUCUUUGCAGAAGAGAAAUUCACACAAGGGCAAAAACAUACUGCAGUGGGUUUUAGCUGUUUCCAUAAUGUUUGAUUUCUGCUGCCUCAGAUUCUUGCAAGGUCAGAUAUUUUAUUGCCUGUGGUUGAAGGAUGUAGAAUCUCAUACAUGUAAAUUUGUGAUGGUCACCAUCCAGGAAAGACAAAUUAUAUCCAGCUGCUGGUCAUUCCAGCCCAAAGCAAGCCUCAGGAGCUGCUGUCAUUUCCUCAUCUUUGCUGCUGUCCCUGCCUUAUGGCAGUACACAGGCCACCACAGCUCACCUUCCGGUGGGAACUGGAGCAUAAAGUGCAUCGAAGUCUGCUUUGGGCAUUUUGAGAGGCGGGCUAAACUCCGGCUAUAUUUGGAACAGCUAAAACAGCUUGUGCCUCUCGGGCCGGACAGCACCAGACACACCACUCUAAGUCUGUUGAAAAGAGCUAAGAUGCAUAUCAAGAAAUUGGAAGAACAGGACCGAAAAGCUCUAAAUAUUAAAGAACAAUUACAGCGGGAACACCGCUACCUCAAGCGCAGAUUGGAGCAGCUAUCCGUGCAGGGCAUGGAGCGUAUCCGCACUGACAGCAUGGGAUCAACAAUAUCCACUGACUCUGAACAAGAAGUAGACAUUGAAGGAAUGGAGUUUACUCCAGGUGAAAUGGACAGUAUUGGAAGUGCCAGUGAUGCUGAAGACCACUACAGUUUGCAAAGCGGUUCGAGUGACGGAGGUUACACACAUUCCCGCAGACUGAAUGCCAGGCUCUCAUAGUGCCUGAGUUACCUGUUCAACUCAGGACCAUCUGACUGAAGCACUUAUAUAUGAAUAUUCCAGAGGUGUCAACUGCCACUCUUCCGGGAAACCCCAACCACAGUACUCUGACAUGGAGGUUUCUUACCCACGGUUCCCUGCACUGUAACCACAAUAUUAGAUAUUGUAAAUCAUGGGUUUGCUGCAGAGAACUGUGGUUAGGUACAGUUGUGACUUAAAGCUAGCUUGAUGUAGCCAUACUGCAAAUUAAAGGAAAUAAAUUAUGUCAUUCCAUUCAAGAAGAAUUAAAUUCAAACUGUUGGAAGCAUGGCGUAAGGGAGUUUGACAGUUAUUUUGAUUUUGCAGAAACCAUUUUUUGAACAUGGAAGAAUAAAUGGAAUCUACAAUGUGUUAGUGAUUCAGAGAUACAAAAAAACCUACUUUUUGUGGUAUUUUUUCAUGAAAAAAAAAAAAAACAAACCCCCAAAAUAUUUUGAAUGCUGCAUAGUGGGCUUCAUAGAGCAAAUUCUUUCAGCAGUUGUUUGGGUAAAGCAGGCAGAUAAAUCUUCAAAUCUCAGAUGAUCUUUAGAAAAGGUUGUAUUUACAAGUCACUACUGUACUUCAAAACGGGGGAAAAGCCAGCUCUAAUAAUGACUUCAUGUGGGAUGAUCUCAACUUUCUUUUGCUUUUUGUAUUCAAUAUCCAACCAGCAGCAAAUCAUUCUAUCCAUGUUAAUGGGAGCAGUAGAAAGCAACAUGGCAGUUUUAACCUGUUAUCGUGGAAUGGAUGACAUCUGAAGCAUUUCAGUGGUUUUAUGGGUUGUUGUUUUCAUUUCUUUCUCUGAAGAAUACAGAACUCAAGUGAUCCAGUUUGUGAUAGUUAAUCUUUCCUUACAAGGAAAUGAAAUCUGUUUGCUUGUAUUUUUUUUCUUUUCUUCUAUUUACACAUGUCAAUACAUUUUUAUGGAAGGCAUGGCUUAAGAUUACAGUAUUCAGCUAGAAGAUAAUUAUUUUUUUUCUUUUGCACACUAUAAUUGCAUUUUCUAUUCUUAAAAAAAAGUGCAAAAAAAUUAAAAUGUAUGCUGUAAAACAGCAAAGUUUAUUUAGUACUCAUCAAGCUGUUCAGAACAUAUUUACCCAACUUGUAGCAAUACUAUGAAGAUGUAUUUUAAUACAACUUCUGCUUAGUGAAGUCAUUAGAGCUUGGCUUGCCGGGUAAGAAAAAAAUGGACCAGUCUUUGCAUUACCUGUUUAAAGAAGGUCUUUUAAAAAAAAAUAAAGGAAGGAAAAAAAAAAGGAAAAAAAUUAAAAAUUAAAAAAAAAAGAAAAAAGCUAUAAACACUUUUAGGGAAGUGAUUUUAGCAAGUGUAGUCUAUAUUUCCUGUAAGAGAUUUUGUAUUAUAUUUUCCUAAAUGUUCUCAUUUACUUGUAUAGGGAGGGGAAUGGUACAGACCCAGACCAGAGUCUCAGGGACUCUUCACCUUUGUCAUAUUGUGCCUUGGUGACCAUUUAUGUAUGCCUCUCCUUUUCAUUGUUUAAAGGACAACUAAGCUUUGUUUCAAGACCCUCUGUUCAAAUGGUCAGUUGUCCACCUUCUUGCGGACGAAGCAGAGGUGUGUAUUUAUAUCUUCACCCUCUCACAACUGAUUCAGUGUGGCUUUAAGUAAAAUCAUAACAUUAGGUUUUGGUGCGAGGGUUAAUUGUCUUUGUAUGAGCCCUCCCUUGGAUUCUUCAGCACCCAAAUCUAUAUUUUGUUAGCUUAUAAAGUCAGGGUCUCUGUGAGACCAGCGCUCAGUGGCUGAGGAAACACAAACGUACUGUGUAAGGCUAUGGGAUGUCCAAGUGUGGUGCCAUUUUUAGCAUUUGGAUACAAGACCUCAUGACAGACUGACCAUAAUGAUCAAAAACAAAGGUUCAGUUGUUCUUUCAACAUCUGACAUACGUGUCCUCCCUUUGGCUCUUACAACACGGGGUAGAAAUAUGAAAUCAUUUUGUGGCAGCUUACAGAUCCUUGUUUGCACUCUCGCUUACUGCUUGGAACUUGCCAACAAGGAAAACAUACAUUUAAUUUACAUAACCUAAUGGAUGGCCACCCCUACUUUGGCUCUGGGGAGGGGCCUAAGGUUAUCAACUCUGGCAGCUGAAUUAAAAAAUAAUUAACAAUUUUCUGUGAUGCAGGUUUUGGUAUUACGUUCUAUACACCUUGCAUAUUACUAAAAUCCUCAUUGUUGGGGAAAGCACACAGCAAUAUACUCAUUGUGUGUAGCUGACAAGCAGCAGAAAUUACUAGCUCCUUUGGUGCAUAUGUAACUAAUUUCCAAAUCAUGGAAAAAAAAAAAAAGAGUUUACUUUAACACACGACUGUUAACAGGAAAAAAAAAGGCUAGUAUAUUGUUGCUGUUCAUUUAUUAUAUAAUGAACACAUUCAUGGAUUGUAAAGUGUUUCCUUUCAUGACAAGCAGCUCUUGCACAGAACCUCCGAAUGAAAAAAGAUUUGAAACUUACAGAAGGAAAAACGAGACUUUAAAUUGAACAUUAUUGUACCUUAGGUCAACCUGAAAUUUUCCUUUUAAAGAUGAAUGUGCUAACUUAAUGAGUUCUUCCACGCUGGGUAUCCAUGGCUUUGUAGAUCUUAUAUUUUCAAUAAAAAUUACUCGAAUAAUCUUGAGUGGAAAUAAAAAGGGUUUAUUUGUUUUUACUUUUUCAGUUAUUACAGCUGGGAGCUAUUAUGCUGGUAAAGAAAAAUGACACCAUACUGCCUGUGUCAUUCUCCCUCAAGCGCAGCCCAGUUUAAGGUGGAAUUUUCAGGCACAGCUUCCCCAGACAGCAGCAGCCCAGUUAGGGGCAAUGGCACAACAGUUCCAAGUGUCGGGCUUGGUGGCUGCUCUAACCCCCCCCAGCAGAGCUGCAGUCCCACAGGCUUAGUUGAGACUCUGACAUUCCUUCAGGGACACAAUUCUCCUGCUACUGAGCAGCCAGUGCAGCGCUACCUGUGGCCGUAACCCCGUGGGAUGCAAAGUGUGUUAUUGUUAUUCAUUUUUUUAAGCUGGACAUUUGUGCGUGCAUCUGUGUGUGCACACAACUGUACCUGUAACCAUGACAUGACUGCAAAAAGCAAACUGUUGGCUGCAAGAUUAAAUCCUGCCACCACCUCGGCAGCUCUGCCAUGUUGUGUCCUGACGGUGCUUUUAGCAGGCGAGGAGGUACCAAGUGCUCAGCUCAUCUUAAUUCCCCUGCAAUUAGCACAUGGGAAAAGAAGGAGUAGAGGCAAGAUUACAGGGCUGCUAGGUCUUUUCCUCUGUGGAAAGGGCUCUGGAGAGAUGAAGUCAUCGAGAAGUUCUUUUUAUGGAGACAUGGAGGUUUGGCCUGUUUCCUGAGGGGAGAAGAAAGGAAGGGCUUUCCCUUGCAGCAGGCAGGUGUGGGGAGGAUACGCACCUCCUCACUGCUCCUGGAUUAGCGCUUCCUCCAGCUCCAGGAGCGCACUCUGUCAUCACCACAGAGUGGCAUAAAAAAACAGCCUAAAAUUGUUAGUUUUUUCUGCACAAUUCUCCACUGUAAUUCAGGGGAUGAAUCCUCCUUCACAUCCAAUCUCUCUGCCCAACUUGUACCCUGCCAGGCCCAUUGCAGCUGAUUUAUUUAUCUUCUGAAAAGAGCAGGUUUGGCAGUAGAAACUCUUCAACACAUUGUUAACCAGAGACUGGAUCCUGUAUUGUCUUGUGCAAAGGACAAACUCGGUUCAGAGAGUUUUACUGGAUUAAAUCAGAUAUAAUAAGCCCCCUAAAAAUCCAUGAGAAGGCUAGUUUUUCAUCUGGUGUUUGUAUAUUAGUUUCUAUCCUCAUUUAUUAGUGUAAGCUUUGGGAUGAAAAAAAAAAGACUUAAAAUCUAACACAACUUGCAUCUAACUUAUAGAAUUAAGACUGUGUGUUACUUUUUUUUACAUGGAUGAGUAUGGAUUCAGCUAUACCACACACAGCCCACCAACAUUUAGUAUUAAAAGUAAAAAAAAAAAAAUUCUGAGCAUCCAACUGUACCCAUUUCAGCACAUGAACUUAAAUGCCAAAAGAGGAGAACUGAGAAACGGAAAGAGGUGGUGACUGUGGGCUCUGCCUGCAGACCUACUUCUGCUUUUCCUGGAGGUACUUAGCAGUCUCUGCUCCCGGAACAGGUGAUUAUUUCACCAUUUUACCAACUUUUUGGCAGACUGGUAAUUAGCGGUGAAAUUUUUGAUCCUCGCAGAGCAGCCCUGUGGAGAAGAAAUAUUUUUGAAAACAGCCACAUCAUCACAGUUUUUAAUUAAGUAAUAUUAAUUUUAUACACUUCAUUUUAUGAUGGCACUGAUAAAGGAAUGCUUGCAAAACAAAUUACUCUUUCAGAAACCUGUUGUGUUUUUUUUUUUUUAACUGGUAGAGGCCACUGUCUUGUGUGGUAUGAGCCAGUAACAGUGCACUGACUUGCACUUUCCAAAAUUGGUGGAAGGAUAAUUGAAUCUCUUUAGAUACCCUUUAAGGAAGAGCUGUACUCCCUACAAAUACUAAUGGGGCAAACACACCAGAAAUUAAUUUCACCAGCAAUGAAAUGAGCCAAUUUGCUUAAGUGACUGCCUAAAAGCACUGUUCUUAAUUGGUAGCUGCAAAGAAAACAUUCAAGUGUGUUCCGUAACCACCCAGAAUUAAAAUCCAGGGGAUAUAUGAAACAGAAAAGUCCAGAAACCAUUUGGUCAUCUUGACUGUUCUCUCUGCCUGAAGUAUUGUAAAUAACCCCAGGAAAGGAUUCCUAGGAAGGCAUGGCCAGCCAGAGGCUGGCCCACUGGCAAAGCAGAGGGAAGGCACCCCAAUUUCAGAAUUUCUUUCUUCCAUUUUGCACGAGAGGCAUAAACUGUGGUUACACGGGAUUUAUGGCAUUGGAAGGGUCUGUGCAAUACGGAUGUUUAAGUGAUGAAACUUUGGUGCAGGUGAAGCACUGACUGAGAGCCUUCUGCUGCUUACUGGUGAAAUUGUUACCUAAAGGUGUUACGAGUGGGUUCUGUGCCAGAGCCUCUGGGUCCCAGAGCCAAAGGAGUGGUUCAUAGUUUGUGAGAUGCAUUUUACUGUAUUAUACAGAUUCAUUUGUACGCACGUACAUGGCGCUUGCUACGUUCUGUAGCACACGGAGUACUGUGUUGUAUCAUUAUCUCGUCAUAAUAUAAAUACAAAUUUUUAUACCUUUU